AUUAACUCAGGUCGUUGCUAAAGUCAUUCAAUUUCGUCUGCUAAUACCCUUGGGUACACGUACACACUUACCGCUACUUUGGCCCUGACUCCGGACUUGACGGUGUCACGUUGCAACUUGCGUUGACCAGCAACACAGCAACCCAGCAAACUGUGCAACAACAUGAUGUCGCUGCGUGGAACUAUUAACAUUUUCUGUAUUUUAUUGCUGUGUCUUCUGAUGGGGCAAGAAGGUAUUUCCGUUGAGCUGCGACGAGAUGAAACGUACCCACCGCCAGAGCUGCUGAAGGAAUUGGCACCGGUACACGACAGUUGUGUGCAGAAGACCAGCGUCACCGAAGCGGCAAUUAAGGAGUUCAGCGAUGGCGAGGUUCACGAGGACGAAAAGCUGAAAUGCUACAUGUACUGUGUGUUUGACGAGACGGAUGUCCUGCACGAGGAUGGCGAGGUGCAUCUGGAGAAAUUGCUGGAUCGCUUGCCGGACUCAAUGCACGACAUUGCGGUAAACAUGGGCAAACGGUGUCUCUAUCCCAAGGGCGACACAAAAUGCGAGCGCGCAUUCUGGUUGCACCGCUGCUGGAAGCAGGCGGAUCCCAAGCAUUACUUUCUCAUUUGACGCGUUGACGAGGACGAGGACAAAGCGACACGGACCUGGAAAGUACAAGUAAUAUUGUGGCUUAUGAUUUAUGUUUAUAUUUUCGGUAUUAGUUGUUUCAUAUUUAAGCAUUUUGCA
Molecule: messenger RNA, 732 nt
Organism: Drosophila innubila
Lineage: Eukaryota; Metazoa; Arthropoda; Insecta; Diptera; Drosophilidae
Product: general odorant-binding protein 83a-like
Exons: 5
Coding region: 163-615 (150 amino acids)
Biological process (GO): sensory perception of smell
Molecular function (GO): odorant binding
Source: RefSeq, a predicted model, not a curated record